GAGUUGCUUAAAUAAUAUCUAACUUCAUUUAUGUUUAUUUUCAAAUAGCUACACGUAUUUACAAAUUUCAUCUGACAUGAACUAAUUAAUUUAGGCAACUAACAAUCUAAUUAAGCUUAAGCUUUGUCGCUUUUUUAAUUCGACUACUAAUUAAGGAACAACAUUUUCACAAAAAAUGCAGAUAAGAAACGAAUGAUGAAUUUAGGCGGGACUGUUCAUCUUAACCGAAAGGGUUUUUUCAUUUUAUUAACGUUAACAUGUAUAAUUUUGCUGUAUUUAAUUAAAAGUGAUAGUUUCAAGCAGAACAUUGACACCAAUAUUAAUUUACACCAACUGCUUAACAUUGCAAUAAAAUCUGCUGAGAAUGGUGGCCUGGAGGUUGUCUCAACAAAAGACAAGCUUAAUGUUAAAAGCAAAGGCCUCACAAAAGAAGGUUUACAAGAUGAUGUGACAACAGCUGAUUAUCUAUCACACUGUUCAAUGGUUUCUACAAUCAAGCAUUUCUUUCCCACAAUUAAAUUAAUAUCUGAAGAAAAUGUUGAAUGUGAUAAUAACCAAGUUAUUGAUUUCAAUGGAAAUAUGAAUCCUCAAGUUGGGCAACUACCUGAUGAAUUUGUUAAUGAAAAUGAUGUUACUGUGUGGAUUGAUCCUUUGGAUGCCACACAUGAAUAUACAGAAAAACUUUAUAAAUAUGUCACAACUAUGGUAUGUGUGGCUGUGAAAGGUGAACCUAUAAUUGGAGUGAUACAUAAACCAUUUGCGAAAGAAACUUCUUGGUCUUGGUUGGGGAAGGGUAAAUCGGAGAAUUUGAAUACUCAAAAAACAAUACAAGAUAAAAAGAGGAUAAUCAUCUCUAGAAGUCAUCAUGGAAACAUUAAGGAAGUCCUCCAGCAAAAUUUUAAGAAUAAAUUUGAAUUAAUUAUUGCUGCAGGAGCAGGAUAUAAAGCUUUGGAAGUGGCGACUGGAAAUGCGGAUGCAUACUUACACAUAACAGCAAUAAAGAAGUGGGACAUUUGCGCAGGAAACGCCAUUCUGAAAGCAGUCAACGGUGUGAUGACCACUAAACACAAUAAAAAAAUCGAUUAUACAGAUGAAACUAAUGUUGUUAAUGAGGAUGGACUCAUUGCCACUUUAGAUAAUCAUAGUUCCUAUCUUGGAAUAAUGUAGAGUUAGGGAAUAGAUGAACGCAGGUGUUAAUGAGAAUAUUUUUGUUUUAUUUUGUUUGUUGACUUAUACGUGUUUGUAAAUAAAUUGAAUGAUUAUAGAUAACAAUAACAAUUGUACAUUUAAAUAUAAUUUUUGUCUAACAGUUUAACAAAUAAAAACGAAUCCAAGUUUU
Molecule: messenger RNA, 1339 nt
Organism: Aethina tumida (small hive beetle)
Lineage: Eukaryota; Metazoa; Arthropoda; Insecta; Coleoptera; Nitidulidae
Product: putative inositol monophosphatase 3
Exons: 5
Coding region: 193-1167 (324 amino acids)
Cellular component (GO): endomembrane system
Molecular function (GO): 3'-nucleotidase activity
Source: RefSeq, a predicted model, not a curated record